AUGACUGGGUCCUUCAGGCUGUUGGUCUGCAACCCCGACAGGACCAUUGGCAUACACUGGUCGGAGGAUUGGUCGAUGGUGUACAAAGCCGGUUGGAUCCGUGUCCGGGACACGUGGCGGUCGACACUCCCGAUGAUACCGGAGGAGGCACUUUGGGUCGACGUCGUAUUGAAGAGACAAAGGCUGGAUGCUGAAGCUGCGAAUACCACUGCGAAGAAAAACAAAGCGGAAGAGCUGGAGCUCCUGCAACAAAACAUUGUGCUGCCUCCGGACGAGUUGCUCGAGAUCAAGAAGGAUGCGACCUCGAUCUUCGCAAGAUGUUCCAAGCCGAAGGAAGUGAGCUCGCACAAAAGGAUUCUUGUGUUCGCGCCUUUGGCUCUGCUCGAGAGACAUCACUGGGUUCUCGGGCCCAUCGUGAAAAUGGUCCCUGAAGGGCUGGAGCUUUUGAUGUACGGCCUCCUCAAAGGGUGCACUACUGCUGAACUGCCAGCCGACAGCAUUUUGCUCUUGGCACAGGAUGUCAAGGUCAUGCUGCAGACGCUUCGGAAGUAUCGGCGGCAAUGGUUGUGGUUGGCGAAGAAAACCAACGUGGAUUGGCCGCCAGGGGCAUCUAAGUAUCCUCGUGUCUUCAGCAUGGUCAAGGACAUGACAGGCGAUUUGGCCAAGCCAGACGGUGAUGAAGAUGAAUGCAGCGAUGGCGAGGAAAUCACUUCCGAAGCGCAGGAGCUGGCGGCAAUGUGGGCAGUGCCAGACACAGAUGGCGUUGAAGAACAAAUCCUGAAAAAGAGAAAGACUGCUCUGGAAGAGCUCCAGCAGACUACAGUGCUGCUCCAUGGGAGCAGUGAUGAGGAGCAGCCGCCGGAGGCUGCUCGGUCAUCGAGGGAUCCUGCACCGAUAUCGGCCCCGCCACGGGGGCCGGGUGCCUCGCAGAAUGCCGCACCGAUGCCGGGCCCGCCACGGGAGCCGGACGCCUACACACCGGAACCUGAAAGCCUGGAGGCAAUUGCAUGGUACAUGGGUGUCAAACCUCCCGAUGCUGUGGAUCUUGUCCAACAACGUCGGCUAGUGGCUGAGGCGAGGGCCAAAGGCAAAGCAAAGGCGAAGGCGAAGGCGAAGGCGAAGGCGAAGGCGAAUGCCUCCCGGGCCCACUACCGACUGAAGUUUCAGAACCGAAAGGGUGUGGAGAUGCCUUCGGUGUACGACAACGAGGAGAAUAAGCAAAUCCUGCAGCUCUCCACGAAGAUAUAUCCAGAUGCCACGGAGAAAGUCCGGGAAUGGGUUCGUCAAUUGAAUGAGGACGAAACAGACGUGGCGGCUGUCCUGUAUGAGUGCAACGAAAUCAAGGCGGCGAGGUCCUGA
This is a messenger RNA of Symbiodinium sp. CCMP2592, 1359 nucleotides long. NCBI's taxonomy places the organism in Eukaryota, Dinophyceae, Suessiales, Symbiodiniaceae. The record is from the annotation of a GenBank genome assembly.